Messenger RNA from Geodia barretti, 354 nucleotides. The record is from the annotation of a GenBank genome assembly. NCBI's taxonomy places the organism in Eukaryota, Metazoa, Porifera, Demospongiae, Tetractinellida, Geodiidae.
ACUGACCCAAGCAAUCUAGAGUUUAGAAUUUCCAUCGAUGACCCUGAGCUAAAACUAGGACAAGGGAACAAUAUUUCUUUGGUCAUAAAUGGCAGUCAAGGGACCCAGGCCACAAUUAACCUCCCAGUAAGAAUUCGAGUAAGCAUCUCUGCAAGAUGUGGUGGAAUGUUUCUGGAGGAUGGGACGGUCCUGGAAGUGACCUGUAAUAAAACUGGAGGAAAUCAGAACAUUGAGAGUCUGAGGUACAUGGUCAACGACCAACAGCCAGUCACAAAUGUGACGGUCACAACGUUCACAAUCGACACAUCUUUGCUGAACCGACAGACCAACAUUAUCAGGAUCACUAUUACUGGC